AUGGGCAACCCCACCAACCGCGCUCUUCUGACUCCCUCGCCAUCCCCGCCAUCUGACGACCGGGUUGCUAAUCUGCCUAUCCGCACCAAGGAUGACCAAAACCCCCAAGCCCCCUCGCCCAACGCCAUGUUGGUCGAUACACCCGAGGAACACAUUGUCGAACCAAACGGCGUCGAUAAUGACGAGGUCGCAAUCAUCACCCCGGAGGCUGACGAGAAGGAGGCUCCUGUCCUUGCCACUGACUACAAAGCCAUGAAAGAGCACGUCCUUCCAGCCCUAAUCGACGAACCCCCAAUCCUUGAGGACCAGGUUCACACGUGGGAGAUCAAGGGUUGGCGCAACCUAAACAAGAAGGAGCAUGGUCCCAUCUUCCAUGCUGGUGGCUUCCCAUGGCGGAUUCUUCUUUUCCCAUAUGGCAAUAAUGUUGACCAGUGCUCGAUAUACCUGGAACACGGCUUCGAAGCGGACGAGAUGCCCGAAAAAUGGAGCUGCUGCGUUCAGUUUGCGCUCGUGCUAUGGAAUCCUAACGACCCUUCCGUCUUUCACCACCAUUCCGCCCAUCACCGUUUCACCAAGGAAGAGAGCGAUUGGGGUUUUACACGGUUUCUGGAACUCCGGAGGCUGUUCAGUCAGCCUUAUGACGGUUCAAGCCGUCCUCUCGGCGAAAAUGAAAGCGUCAACAUUAGCGCCUACGUCAGGAUUGUCGAGGAUGAAACAGGAGUUUUGUGGCACAACUUCAACAACUACGAUUCGAAGCAGGAGACAGGCUACGUCGGUCUCAAAAACCAGGGCGCCACUUGCUAUUUGAACUCACUCUUACAGUCGCUCUAUUUCACCAAUGCUUUCCGCAAGUUGCAAACAUCAAAUACUGCCGUGGCUACCAGUGAGCUUACCAAGUCUUUUGGAUGGGAGACUCGUCAUAUUUUUGAACAGCAAGACGUCCAGGAGCUCUCGCGGAAAUUGAUGGAACGCAUGGAGGAGAAGAUGAAGGGCACACCACACGAGAAAGCCCUGGCACAGAUGUUCAGCGGCAAGAUCAAAACCUUCAUCUCCUGCAUCAACGUUCCGUACGAAUCCAGUCGAGUUGAAGAUUUCUGGGAUGUCCAACUUAACGUCAGCGGCAAUAAGAAUCUGCUGGAGAGUUUCCAGGACUACAUCCAGGUGGAAAAAUUGGACGGUGAAAACCAGUACUAUGCUGGCGACGAGUACAAACUUCAGGAUGCCAACAAGGGCGUCAUCUUCCAGAGCUUUCCCGAUGUUCUGCAUUUGCAGUUGAAACGCUUCGAAUACGACAUUCAGCGCGACACGAUGAUGAAGAUCAAUGCCCGCUACGAGUUUCCCGAGGAGUUCGAUGCCGCUCCCUUCCUCGAGAAAGACGCCGACCGAUCGGAACCUUGGGAAUACGAGCUUCAUGGUGUGCUGGUACACAGUGGGGACCUUAACACCGGCCACUAUUACGCUUUCCUGAAGCCCACCAAGGACGGAAAUUGGUACAAGUACGACGAUGACAAAGUCACCAAGGCCAGGAAGCUUGAGGUCCUGGAAGACAACUUUGGCGGUCCUUUCCGGUUGCCGAAUGGACAAAUUAGGACUUUACCUCAAAAGAAGACACCAAUCAUGCGACCCAAUAGCGCUUACAUGCUCGUGUAUAUCCGCAAGUCCCGAAUCGACCAGAUCCUUACCCAGGUUACCGAAGAGGACACACCUCCACAUCUCCGCAACAGAUUCGCAGAGGAGCUGGCUGCUCGUGAAGCCCGACGCAAGGAGAGGGAGGAACAACACCUGUAUAUAGGGGUAAAGGUCGUCACCGAAGCGACGUUCCAGGAGCACGGCGGUACCGAUCUGACCUACUUCGACACGACUCCUGACCAAGAUCCCGGGGCACCGAUUUACUAUCGUGUUCUUCGCCAGGAUACCAUGGAGCAGUUGGUCGCUAAAAUUGCAGCAGACCUUGGACAAGAUCCUAAACGGGUCCGGUUGUGGAUAAUGGUGAAUCGCCAGAACAAGACAGUUCGCCCGGACGUUCCUAUCAUGGAUCUUGCGCUUACAGUGGAGGAAACCUACUCCAAAGCUACUGCCCAACGGGAUGAGUCUUUACGUGUGUGGGCAGAAGUGGCUGAGGAGGUCAACGCGGACGGUGAACCCAUCUGGCCAUCACAUCAGGCACAAGCUAAUGGCGCGAUUGUGAAGGAUAACAUCUUGUUGUUCCUAAAAUGGUUUGACGUGGAGAGCCAAACAUUGAGGGGCGUUGGGCAUGUCUACGUGAGGUUGGACAAGAAGGUCGAGGAUCUGGUCCCUGUGAUUCUGAAGAAAAUGGGCUGGGGCGAAAAAGUUCCCAGUGGAGAGAAGAUUCAGCUGUGGGAGGAGAUCAAGCCAACGAUGGUGGAACCGCUACGAGGCAAGGAAACUCUUAAGACCGAGGAGUUGCAGGACGGAGACAUCAUCUGCUUCCAGCGAACCCAUGUGCACAAGUCAAGACUUGGUCUUGGCGAGAGCAAGCCUUCUGAACACGCUAAAUCAUCGGACAAGCUGACGGAUGCUAGGGAGUAUUACGACUUCUUGUACCACCGCAAGGUCGUAAGAUUCUGCCCUCACCCCCAAAAAGCUGAUGUUCAGCAGUACCCACAGUUCGAGCUUGUCUUGAGUUCCAAGAUGAGCUAUGACAAACUAUCGGAGAAGGUUGGAGAGCACAUAGGUGUCGAGCCUACUCAUAUUCGGUUCUAUACCAUCAAUGGUGCAAAUGGCAAUCCCAGGACGGCAGUCAAGAAGCUAUCCAACCAAACGGUAGAGAGGAUCCUUACCCCGCCGGGAUACGGGCAGAUGAACCUCAAUCAACUAUCAGACGCACUUUACUACGAAGUUCUCGACAUUAGUCUUGCCGAGCUAGACACCAAGAAGAGCCUCAAGGUCACUUGGCUCAGCGAGGGCAUCACAAAAGAGGACCAAUACGAUCUUCUUGUAACGAAGAGUGGUGUGGUUGAGGACCUGAUCGAGACGUUGGUCAAGAAGGCCAAGAUUCCUAGCGAGGAGGAGGCCGGCCAAAUCCGGGUAUAUGAAGUCAGCAACAACAAGUGGUACAGAGAUCUCGACAGAAACUAUCCUGUUAUCUCUAUUAACGAGUACACCACCGUUGUGGCUGAACGGAAACCCGAGGAGGAGAUUGGUGUUACUGAUCCUAACCAGUAUAUUACCGUCUUCCACUUCCAAAACGAACCGAGCAGGGCUCACGGCAUGUCGUUCAGAUUCUUGAUCAAAGAGGGCGAGCCAUUUUCGGAGACGAAGAAGCGGCUCGAAAAGAGAUUGGGAAUCAAGGGCAAGAGCUUCGAGAAGAUCAAGUUCGCUGUGGUUAGGAGGGCUCAGUUCUCACGACCCAUCUAUCUCCAAGACGACGACAUCCUGUAUGAGAAGGCCGAAAAAGAAGACUACCUUGGCCUGGACCACGUUGAUCGGUCAAGGUCGGCGCGAAAUGGCGGUGGUGACUUGUUCCUCAAGGGAUAA
This is a messenger RNA of Neurospora tetrasperma FGSC 2508, 3498 nucleotides long. RefSeq lists its product as uncharacterized. Gene Ontology annotation, biological process: protein deubiquitination; regulation of protein stability. Gene Ontology annotation, cellular component: nucleus; cytosol. Bases 1 to 3498 code for a protein of 1165 amino acids. The record is from RefSeq and is a predicted model, not a curated record. Gene Ontology annotation, molecular function: cysteine-type endopeptidase activity; protein binding; cysteine-type deubiquitinase activity. Lineage: Eukaryota; Fungi; Ascomycota; Sordariomycetes; Sordariales; Sordariaceae. The transcript is spliced from 7 exons.